This is a messenger RNA of Carassius carassius (crucian carp), 697 nucleotides long. RefSeq lists its product as uncharacterized. The record is from RefSeq and is a predicted model, not a curated record. The transcript has 2 exons. The coding region runs from base 35 to 667 and encodes 210 amino acids. Gene Ontology annotation, molecular function: monoatomic cation channel activity. NCBI's taxonomy places the organism in Eukaryota, Metazoa, Chordata, Actinopteri, Cypriniformes, Cyprinidae.
GCCUCAUCAAAGUGACCAAAUUACAUUGGUGAAGAUGUCGUUACCAGAGCAAUUUGCGAACAACCUGGAAAAACAGCUCGGAAAAACUUCAAGAGUUGGCACGUUGCCAUUUACUGUUGUAUUAAUCGGACUGCAAUAUUUAAUGGAUCGGGAAUUUUCGUGCCCAUGUACCCCAGGCCUUAACGCACUACUGAUCAGCUUCAUCCUUCUUGGACCUGCUCUUCUGGCUUUGACUGUGAUGAUGUUCAUGAGAAGGCCUUGCAGACGUAAAUCGAAGAAUAUCACAGAGAUUUUUUUAUUUACUCUGAUUCCGCCUUCAUUGUGGAUGUUUCUGUUGCUGUUUGAUGGUGCUUAUAUUGCGUGUGGCAUGGCACACUGGGAAGGAGAUUACGUCUUGGAUGAAAACCUCCAGAUUAAAUGGUGCAAACCCACCGGAAUGAAUGACACUGAAGUGAAAGGAACAGAACUGCUACACCUGACCGAAAAAAUCACUUUCUACUCAAGGCUUUCAGCAUUAGCUCUACUGUCAGUCCUCUGCAUUUCCAUCCUGACUGCCGUCAUUUACAGAGACUGUAAGAACAAAACUUUGAAGCAACUGGAUAAACUGGAUGAACCAACACAGCAAACUUCUCUCAGCAGCUCAGAAGUACAGCAUCCAUCUGCCUGAAUACAAUGUUACAGUUAUAAACUGUCUUUA